GUCGGCGUCGCCAGAAAGCAAGUACGUAAAAUAUUGCCUUUUUCUAGUUCUAUCAUUUAGAAAAAUAAAAAUCGGGCACCGAAAUUCCCGCUACGGCCCUGUCGUCCAAACAUCACCUGUUGUAUUUCGUGUCGCGUUGCCAGAAAGCAAGUACGUAAAAUACUGACUUUUCUAAUUCUAUUACCACAAAACCCAAAAUUAAUCAAUUGUAAAAAUAAAAAUCGGGCCCCAAAAUUCGCGCUCCGGCCCUGUCAUCCAAACGUCACCUGUCACUUGUCAAAACCUAAACAAACCCAGUUCAAAGGGCAAGGGCCGUGCGGCGGCCUGUUUGUUUAUCCAUUCUUGGAAUGAUAAGUAACACUGUCAUUCAGCAGUGUUGCUUCUUUUUCAACAAACUCACCUCUUUGGACACAUGGAAAAGGAUAAAAUGGAUGAACAAAAAAGCCCCGCCGCAAGAAGCUUACAAUCCGACACCCAUCGAACACAUCGCUAAUGUGCUCACCCAUGGCGUAUGGGUCAUACCCAGCGUCCUCGCCACCCUUGAACUCCUCGAACGGUCCCGAAAUGGGGCUCAGACUAUGUCGGCGCUGGUUUAUGGGGCCACACUGGUGUUCCUCUUCAGCGUUUCUACGUCGUUCCAUUGCUGUUUUUUCUGCAACCAGCGCGGGAAACUUAAGGAUGUCCUCCACCGUUGUGACAGGGCUAUGAUUUAUGUCUUCAUAGCCGGCUCCUAUUUCCCCUGGCUGACCCUCGAGCAGUUGCCCCAGGACGGUUGGGCUUCCUUCAUGAAUUGGUUUGUUUGGCUUUUGGCCCUUUUGGGUAUCAUUUACCAGCAGACUUUCCACGAGAAAUACAAAACUUUGGAAACUUGUUUCUACCUGAUUAUGGGGAUCGGCCCCGGCUUGUUACUAAUCUCGGAGCACGAAUUUUCCGGACUGACGGAGUUGAAAAUCGGCGGUGCUCUCUACGUAUUGGGUGUGAUGUUUUUUAAAAGUGAUGGGGUUAUCCCUUGUGCUCACGCAAUUUGGCAUUUAUUUGUCGUAAUGGCCGCAGGGGUGCAUUAUUACGCCAUUCGAAAUAAUUUGUAUCCAAUUAACAGUUUUUUGUUGAAUAAUUAAGUACAAAAAUGCUCGAAUGAGUGUCUUCCGUCUGUUUUAACGUCGCUUUUGUUAUGCAAGACGAAAAACUGCUCAAAUGAUUGCUCGUCAACAAAAUACUCAAGUUGUCUCUUGUUUCCGCUGAAAUAUACCUAAAGAAGUAAUAAGGGAGUCAAGUUUUUCUGUUUUUACGAAAAACUACUUUAGGUUUAUUUCUUAUACCGAUCUUGUGAUUGUAUACAAUAAAAAUCUCAUUUUACCAGUGAUGUAUUCUUCCAAAGAAGCUCCACUAUAAUUGUAAAUAAAUUAAUUCAUAUGUG
Molecule: messenger RNA, 1417 nt
Organism: Tribolium madens (black flour beetle)
Lineage: Eukaryota; Metazoa; Arthropoda; Insecta; Coleoptera; Tenebrionidae
Product: monocyte to macrophage differentiation factor 2
Exons: 5
Coding region: 348-1118 (256 amino acids)
Cellular component (GO): membrane
Molecular function (GO): pore-forming activity
Source: RefSeq, a predicted model, not a curated record